Messenger RNA from Trifolium pratense (red clover), 1783 nucleotides. RefSeq names its product protein IQ-DOMAIN 6-like. The transcript is spliced from 5 exons. Bases 216 to 1517 code for a protein of 433 amino acids. The record is from RefSeq and is a predicted model, not a curated record. Lineage: Eukaryota; Viridiplantae; Streptophyta; Magnoliopsida; Fabales; Fabaceae. Gene Ontology annotation, molecular function: protein binding.
GUACAGUUUUUCAAAUUUCAAAUUUUUCUUCUCUGUCUCUCUCUCUCUCUCUCUCUUUUCUUGCUUCUUUUAUCUCAACCCCAAUUUCAAAUUUUCAAAAACAUCACAAACCAACAAAAAAAAAAACUCUUUUUUCUCUCUCAUUUCAUCAUCGAUUACUACUUGCAGAAGAACCUUCAUUUGAUUUUGAUCUGCAAAAAGGGUUCUUUUCUCCAAUGGGUGCUUCUGGAAAAUGGUUUAAAUCACUUCUUCCUCAUAAAAAAACCUCAACCUCAUCAACAAUUGAUCAAGAGAAGAAGUUUAAUGGUGAUAACAAGAUUAGUAGUACUAAGAAAAAAUGGAAGCUAUGGAAGACAACUUCAGAAGGGUCUUCUUCUUCUUCAACCUCCUGUAUGAGCAAGAGUGGUGCUGCUGUGUAUGAUUCUUCAGUGACUGCUACUGCUGCUGCUUUGGCUGUUGUUGUUCGAGCUCCGCCUAAAGAUUUCAUCAUCAUCAGACAGGAAUGGGCUGCUAUUCGUAUUCAGGCCGUGUUUCGAGCUUUCUUGGCAAGAAGAGCUUUGAGGGCAUUGAGGGCAGUGGUGAGGCUGCAAGCUAUAUUUAGAGGCAGGCAAGUGAGAAAACAAGCAGCUGUUACUCUAAAGUGCAUGCAAGCUCUUGUUAGGGUUCAGGCACACGUAAGGGCUAGGAAUGUUAGGAACUCUCCAGAAGGCAAAGCAGUGCAGCAGCUAAUCGACGACCAUCGCAACCAAGCUGAUUCUGUCAAACUUGUAGAGCAAGGAUGGUGCGAAAUUCCUGGAACUGCGGAUGAAAUUAAAGCAAAGCUAAGAAUGAGGCAAGAAGGAGCUAUCAAGAGAGAUAGAGCAAUGGCAUACUCUCUAUCCGCACAGUCAAGAAUCAGUGCUAGUCCAAACUCAAAAGUCGCAACAAAAUCAAUGACUCUUCUCAAGCAUCAUCACAACCUUGACAAUAACAAGAGCUUAGGAAAUAGCUUGUUAGAACGCUGGAUGUCGACCAAACCAUGUCCAUGGGAGAGUCCAAUAUCAAGCAGGAAGAGUGAAGAACUUGUUUCUAAUUUUCAAUCAAGAAGGAAUGGUGUAACAACUAGGAUUUCAGCUCUUAAAAUCUGUCAGCAAACUCCAUCAUCUUCGACAAUAAGCUCCGAAUACAUGAAUGAUGAUAGCCUUAGAUCAACUUCAAGUACAUCUGAAUCUCCAUCUAUGCCAUUCACCAAUACUGUUAUGGCGGAAACAGGUGAAGAAAAAGAUGUUCAUCUACCUAGCUACAUGAAUUUAACAGAAUCAACUAAGGCUAAAUUCAAAGGUUAUAGGUCUACUUCGCAGAAUUCAAAGAGACUCGCAAUGGACGAUUGUAUGUCUCAUAACACAAGUUCAACCUUUCUGAAUGGAUAUAAUAGUAUAAGCAGUUCUGGUUCUGAUCCUUCGGUUAAUCCAUGGAAGGAUCGUUGCACAACGCCACUAAGGGCAAGCUAUUAUCAAAAGCGAUAUGGCAGGAGAUAGAGAAUUUGUCUAACAGUUGCAGUUUGAUGUGUCUACUUUCAAUGAGUUCAACAACUUGUUGUCCAUUGUCAUCUUGACACAGCGAGAUGAACGGGCUUGGUUUUUCUGCAGUCACAAAUUCGACGCAUUUGGGAAAGUGGCUAAUUUAUAUUGUAGAUGAAAUAGUCUUUUAUGUGAGUUUUAAUUUUGUGUUGACAACAAGUGAGAAAUGAAAUAGCAAACUAUUGCACUACAUCAAUUUACAGUGUGUUUUACUCUAAUAUAUA